Homarus americanus (American lobster) is the source of this 2079-nucleotide messenger RNA. RefSeq lists its product as uncharacterized. Lineage: Eukaryota; Metazoa; Arthropoda; Malacostraca; Decapoda; Nephropidae. The coding region runs from base 335 to 1309 and encodes 324 amino acids. The transcript has 7 exons. The record is from RefSeq and is a predicted model, not a curated record.
ACGUUGUCGGCGCCCAGGGCACGGUAGUGACGUGUGGCUGCUCUAUACAGGAAAACACGACCUAAUAAUCCUUCACAACAUUUCCUCCUCUGACUUAUCAUUGAUAAUUAAAUUCCGUAUGUGUAAUAACAACACAUACAGUAAUUGACAGCUGUUUGGCUCAUAAGAGUGCUGGGUUUUUUGUGUUUUUUUACGGCAUUUGCGUGAUUCAGUUGGUGACGGAGUAAGUCAUUCGUCCGCGGUGUGCCCUUAGCGCUGCAGUACUACAGUGGCGUGCGGCACAGCACCACCAGGUCUCUAUCGGUCUGUUUAUCUCGCCACACACCUCUUCACCAUGAUCUGGACCGUGAACUACAAGACUGGCGGGGCAUCAAAACCCUUGCCCUACAGAAGGUGGGUCGGUCUGGUGGUGCUGGUGCUCUUGGUAGCAGCAGCGGCUGGCCUCGCCUACCUCUACUUCUGGCAGUAUACUGGAGAGGUCUUCCCCAUCGUCAAGUUCGAGGACCAGCUCAGGGAGGUGUGUGCUAACCCCCGUCUACCACCACUGGAGUACCGUGGGGCCCAGAGCUUCUUCGAAUACCUGAACAAAGUCGAUGACGAACACUGCUACUCCUGGGUUGAGUUUGGCGGCGAGAAAAUACCGGUUCCCUCUCAGAGUGAGACGCAGUGCGUAGACGAGGUGCGCAAGACGAAGUACAUCUGCUUCAACGAGGAGUACAAGAUGACUCACGACCCUUGCCUUGUCUACAGCUUCGGGAAGGACGUCGACAAUCAGUUCGAGAGAGACAUGCAGAUGUUCAGCUGUGAGGUCCACGCUUUCGACCAUGAGAGGGUGACGGAAGCGGAACACGUGCAGAGGUCAGAGUUCUGGAAGGAGCACGCGUGGAACAUCGCCCAGUUUCCCUACGAUAAACCUGAAGGGGAGGGGCGGAUUCAGCGUCGCCGCUCCCUCGACUACAUUGCCUCCUCCCUUGGACACAGCGGGCGAGAGAUUAAGUACCUCAAGAGUGACUUGGAGGGCAGGGAGUGGAUCCUUCUCAAAGAAGUCAUUUCCAACCUCCACAAGCUGGAUAUACAACAGAUUGGCGUCAGACUCCAUAUUCCCAUCACGGUGAACGAGAUGAGUGGUGAGGCGAGACAUCAGUACUUCGCCAAGCUGUUUCAGGUGUUCCAGGGGCUACAGUGUGCAGGGUACAAGUAUGUGUUGGGUCGAGCCAUCAGGUACUACAAGGGCUCUAUCAAAAUACCCGAGACGGAAAACAAGGUUUUCUACCCAGCCUACGAGGUUAACUGGGCCAAGGUCCUGUAGACACCAUCUAUUAUGGAAGAGUUGUCUUGAUCUCAUUCUACCCCUCUGAGACAGGCAGUGUAAGGAGUCUUGAUGGAGAGUGUAAGGGGGCGAGAUAUAGAAAGACCAAGUCGUCUUUGGUCGCCUUGUUCAACAUACUGUUCUUCAUCAUCAUUAUCUUAUUCUCUUGUAGUUUUUCUCUCCAUUUACCUUAUUCUACUCAUUUUAUUUUCAUUUCAGCUGAUUCACAAGAUUUUCAUAUUUAAUAUUCAACUUACAAGCAACAUUUUUUUACAGCCAUCUCGACAUAAGCCAAAGAAGAGAGAUGAUAGGCAAGUCACUUAUGAGCAUAUCUUGUUCAAGUAAAAACCUGAUUUUUUUAUUACUGUACUUUGAUUUAAUUGUGCAAAUCAAGUACCUGUACCAGUAACCCAAUAUUUUAGAGUGGACUAAUUCUUGCUGUUUACUGAUAAAGUUUUUAUAUUCAUUUGUCAAGGUGACGUUUUUAGUGUCUUAUAUUUUAUUGAAUGUAUAAAUCAGUUCGUGAUGAGGGAAAUUAGCUCUUAAGUACAGUACAGUAUAGUUGUGGGUUUGUAUACUGUGACUACGAGAAUUAUACAGGAGCUGUGGGCAGAGGUAAAGCUCCUGAGAUCGUACUGUACCUGUACUGUGUAUGUACUUGCAUAUAUAAAACUUUAGAAACAUAUUACUAACAACAAAAUCCAGAAUACAAUACUUGUAUCAAACUGUUCUCUCACCAAUUAAUUCCAAUAAAUGUCUUUCCUCCAGUG